UGUCUUUCUUUAUCGGCUUUUUUCUCCAUCAUGUUCCGCCACGUACUUCGUCGUUCAUUCCACUCGUUACCCAGUGCCAGUAAAUUCGUCGUGACUCCUGAAGUCAGGGAGGCCAUUCUGAAUCGCGGUCCCGUCGUCGCUUUGGAAUCGACCAUCAUUAGUCACGGUAUGCCUUAUCCUCAAAAUGUGGAAACCGCGCGUCAGGUAGAAGAUAUUGUUCGUCAGCAAGGCGCCGUUCCUGCCACCAUUGCGCUUUUGGACGGCAAGGUUCAUAUCGGUCUUACGGAUGAGAUGCUUGAAAAAUUGGGCUCGAUCGGCUUAAAGGCUCACAAAGCUUCCCGCCGUGAUCUUCCUAUUGUGAUGGCUCAGCGUUUGCCGGGCGCCACCACGGUCGCCAGCACCAUGUUUUUGGCCAGAGCGGCAGGCAUUCCUUUGUUUGUCACCGGCGGUAUCGGCGGUGUUCAUCGUGGAGCUGAACAGUCAUUUGAUAUCAGCGCCGAUUUGAUGGAACUGGGAAAGACGCCUGUGGCUGUGGUUUGCGCGGGUGUGAAGAGUAUUUUGGACAUUGGAAAAACUUUGGAAGUUCUGGAAACCCAAGGUGUUUCUGUCACCACGUACGGUCCUACCAACGAAUUCCCUGCUUUUUACUCUCGUGACAGUGGGUUCAAGAGUCCCAGCCGUGUGGAUACCGCCUCGGAAGCUGCCUCGAUCAUUGCGGCCAAUCACGAGCUUUCGAUGAAUAGUGGAAUGGUAUUUGCCGUACCGAUUCCCGAGGAAUCGGCCGUCGAUUCCACUGCCAUUCAGGACGCUAUCGCCACCGCCGUGAAUGAAGCUCGCGCCAAGGGCAUUACUGGCAAAGAGGAAACACCUUACCUGCUCAAGCGUAUUGUCGAAAUCACUAAAGGCGAAUCGCUCGCCGCUAAUAUUGCUCUUGUGAAGAACAACGCCAAGGUGGGAGGUCAAAUUGCUGUAGAAUUGGCCAAUAUCCGACAAUCGCUUCCCUAAAUUUUGAGGAAUUGCAAGGCAAGUUGUGCAAAAAUCAUCGCCAUGCUUUUACCAUACUAGAUAAAUAUACAAAACCGUGUAAUAAAACUGUACAUCGUAAC
Radiomyces spectabilis is the source of this 1106-nucleotide messenger RNA. RefSeq names its product erwinia chrysanthemi IndA protein-like protein-like protein. Bases 31 to 1005 code for a protein of 324 amino acids. The transcript is spliced from 10 exons. Gene Ontology annotation, molecular function: pseudouridylate synthase activity. The record is from RefSeq and is a predicted model, not a curated record. Lineage: Eukaryota; Fungi; Mucoromycota; Mucoromycetes; Mucorales; Radiomycetaceae.